This is a messenger RNA of Carassius auratus (goldfish), 1342 nucleotides long. RefSeq names its product GTPase IMAP family member 4-like. NCBI's taxonomy places the organism in Eukaryota, Metazoa, Chordata, Actinopteri, Cypriniformes, Cyprinidae. The coding region runs from base 56 to 760 and encodes 234 amino acids. The record is from RefSeq and is a predicted model, not a curated record. Gene Ontology annotation, molecular function: GTP binding. The transcript has 2 exons.
GAGCAGCACAUCAGAGGCAGACAGCUGGGCAGAGAUUAUAACCAAAUCAUCAACAAUGACUGAGUUCAGGAUUGUUCUGGUGGGUAAAACUGGAUCAGGAAAGAGCUCAUCAGGAAACACAAUACUGGGCAGAGAUGUGUUUGAAGUGGCUCAGUUUCCUGCGUCUUUAACAAAAAAGUGUAGUGUGGGUCAAGCAGCCAGAAUCUCAUUGAUCGACACUCCAGGACUGUUUCACACGUCCAUGCCUGAAAAACAUGUGAAAGCUGAGAUUGAGAAGAGUCUGAAGAUGUCUGCUCCCGGUCCUCAUGUGUUUCUGAUGGUCAUCAAACUCGGACGAUUCACAGAUGAGGAAAAGAAAACAGUGGAAUGGAUCCAGAAGAUGUUCAGAAGAGAUGUUCAGAGAUUCACCAUUCUGUUGUUCACUGGAGCUGAUCAAUUAAACAAACCAUUAGAUGAAUUUCUCCUGGAAAACCCAGAGCUGAAGACAUUAGUGGAUGAAUAUCAGGGAAGAUAUCAUGCUUUCAGUAAUGUGGAAAAGAAUCAAGAUCAGGUCAUUGAACUGCUGGAGAAGAUCAAAACAACCAUGGAGGAAAAUGGAGGAGAAUACUACACCAUUGAGAUGUUCAAGAAGACUCAGAGUAAGAUGAUCAAGAGAGGAAUACACUUUGCUGCUGUUGUUUCUGUAAUCUUUUUUGCUUAUGGAUUAUAUCGAACAGGAAAAUUCUGGUGUGACUUGUUUCAUAAUAUGUGGCCACUUUAAUUCAACCACCCUCAUGUUGACGAUAACGGUUUCUUUUUUUUUUUUUUAUUAACUUUUCAUUAACAAUUUAAUUUAGCCAUGUAAGUAACUGAUUCUAUAGCUUAGCAUUGAUACAUUAUAUGUUUAAAAUAUCAUCCAAAGAAACAAUGCUCAGCACAUGAAGAACAUAAAGAAAGCAAUAAGUAAUUAACCUGAUAACCCGCACCAGAACAUCAGUGUCUUGAAAAACUUUUCUUUUUUUCUUAUUUGUAUGUGUAAAUGUUUAUGAAUAUAUUCAAUGAAAAGGGUCAAAAUUCAUCUUGACAAGCUAUAUAUCAUUAUAAAGGUCUAAAGCAUUGACGAUAAAUUUAGCAAAUACAUUCCUUAUAAGUUUUCUAUUGAAAAACAGUGAUCUGUGUAAGCAGUAUGUACCAGAUUCAUCGUAAUAACGAGUCAUGAACACAUCCACAGCUGUACACCCUGACAUUUUCUCAUACCCAUCAGAUUUUCCUACCAGGGUUUACUGCACAUGCGCACAUCAAUAUUGCAUCCUUUUUUUCAUGCUGAACAACGUUUAAUGUAACUGCAUUACUGUAAGGGUAG